Molecule: messenger RNA, 627 nt
Organism: Diversispora eburnea
Lineage: Eukaryota; Fungi; Glomeromycota; Glomeromycetes; Diversisporales; Diversisporaceae
Source: the annotation of a GenBank genome assembly
AUGUGCUGCGAAAGAAACCAAAGAAUGAGUGAUGAUAUGUGUAAAAAAGAAGUAAGUGACAGAAAUAAUACGAGAAAAGAAACGGACUUACGUCCUUGGAACCGUUUAUCUCUUUAUGAUACAAAUGAGAUCCUACCAGACUCCCAAGAUAUAUAUCUCAAUUCUUCUAGAGAAGAUUAUAUGAAAUCAGAACAAUCAUCAUUUAUCCCCGUGAAACGCGAAUUUAUUGAUGCUUUUGACAGAAUUCAAAUUACUGAUACACCUGAGGAUUUUGUAUAUUCUGAAAACGUAGUUUCACAACGCUAUCGAGGUAGAGACAGAGAUUAUUCACGAUCAAUGAAUUUAGAUUCUGAUAACUGGGACGAACAACAGCCAGUAAAAUCUAGUCGCAAUGGGGAAUUUCAUUUACAAAGACGUCAUACCGAUUCUGAUGUACCGAUGUUAAUUAAUUUGAAUGAAGAAAAUCCUCCUGUACAGGAUAUAUCAGAAUUUACACCAAAAUCUUUCGAUGAAUUAAAGGAGAUCGAUUGGCAAGCAUAUUCAAAAAGGCUCAUAAAAGAAGAAUCGGAGAAAGAUCAAUUUAAGAGAGAUAGAUCAUUUUUAUCAGAGUUUGACAUAUUUAAAUGA